Pieris macdunnoughi is the source of this 1491-nucleotide messenger RNA. The record is from the annotation of a GenBank genome assembly. Lineage: Eukaryota; Metazoa; Arthropoda; Insecta; Lepidoptera; Pieridae.
AUGGAAGUAUCGAAUGAAAUAAAAGAAGAUAUUCGACGAACCCAAACAGAGCUAAAAAAUGCCAUUCAAGUACAUCAGAUCUGGGUAGCGCGUCUACAAGAAGACGAAAGUAAUUCAGACUUAAAAAAUAAAGUAAAUGAAGCUGAACAGGAAAUAGUAGCUAUAGGACGUUCCCAAAAAUUAGUGGUGGAUAGACUGCGAAGAGAAUUAGAAUUGUAUCAACAAAGACUUAGAGCAAAAAAUAAACAAGUCAGUAUAGACAAAGACAAUCAUUAUAUUGCUCAACAACUACGUGAUCAUCAAUUACAAUAUAGAAACAGGAAUCGAUCAACAUCUCUCCUCAAACCCUCAGUUCUUAAUGAGAUUCAAAUAAAAACUGAAAACACUAAUGAACAUCUUAAUGUGUCAGAUACAGAAAAUGAAACAAAGCCACUUGACCAUGACCAUAUAAACAAUGAUGAUGUCCACUGUAAAGAGAGUUUUGUGAAAAAUUUUCCACAAUUGCAAAAUUUAGUUCACAGUGAAAACAGCAAUUUUGAAAAUGCGCUGAAUAAAGUGAAGGAAGUUUUUCUGGGAACAAAAUUUGACGACAAUGACUGGCCAGAUAGAACGGAUUCAGAUUCUUCAGGUCUUAGUGAACCAUCACUGGUCUCAUCACCACCCCCUUUACCUCAACCUGGUGAGCCAGUGUCUAAAGAAAUAUUCAUGAGGGCCCUUGGAUUGGUGACGCCUUCACAAAAGGAGUUAAUAGAGAAAAGAUUAAAUGAAUGUCGUAAGAGAUCGACGAGUGCCAAUAGAAGUGAUUUUGUAUACGGCAGUUUUGAUAUGAUUUCUAAGCGUAAGAAACUAAACCAUUUUCCAUAUCUGCAAAACCACAACGACCCGCCCCAGACCCGUUCAGCGAAACUAAGGAAACAGAAUCAGAGCAAAUCAUCGCGGGAAGGCUCGCCAUCAAGUUCUACAGAUAUUAAAGCUUGGGGCAACAAACCACCAUGGUUAUCAACACUCCCUACUGGAUUGUCAGUAGAACCUGUAUUUUCUACGAAGAAAGUAUGUCAUGGGUGUGGGCGAAAUGAUGUACCGUCCCUGCUGGUUUGGUGUAGCGCGUGCUCCGUGUGGCAGCACACGGGGUGCGGGGCGGGAGGGUGCUGUGCGGGGUGCCGCGCCCCUCUGCCCGAGCCCACCGCCGCCCCCUCGCCCCACGCACCCCACGGUCACAAACAGCUCUAUACAGAUAAGUUAGCAGAACGCAAACGCCUUCAAGAACGGAACAUUGAGCUCUGCGUGGAACUGCGUAAACUGGAAGCUCGCGCUGCAUCAUUGAAGGAAAACCUCGAUGAGCAUAACGCAGAGAAGAGACAGCUUUUGGCUGAUCAGAUCAAGACGCAGAGGAACCUUCAGAAAUUGCUGGAUUUCAUCAGUCAGUUCAAGGAGACGUCGGUCAGUGUCAGUGAAUCGGGGAGUGAAGUCAGCAAGAGUAAUGAGGAAUAG